Messenger RNA from Pocillopora meandrina, 2268 nucleotides. Lineage: Eukaryota; Metazoa; Cnidaria; Anthozoa; Scleractinia; Pocilloporidae. The record is from the annotation of a GenBank genome assembly.
AUGCGAAAGCAACUUGGUUUUCGCCAUUACUUUGCCAUCGGAAGCGUGGUAACCGCUCUAGUUCUUACGAUUUCUUUUUUAAAUGAGCGUAUACCAACGUCGAGAGAUUUUCUCUCAGAAAACUGGGAGUCUGACGAUGUUCCCUCUAAAAGUUAUAAGCGACAACGAAAGGGUUUGUUAAUCAUAGGAAGAGGUCGAUCAGGCACGAGUUUCCUGUCGAAGAUGUUUGGGAGCGGAAAAAGAGUGAGUAAACAAAUGUUAACAUGAAAACAUUCUUUGAAUUAAUCACACAUUAAUCUUAUAAUUUUAAUAGCAUUUGUUGUUCAUGAAUUUCACAGGGUCCUAAAUAGAAGGAUUACACAGUUCGCGUUUAUCCUAUGAAGUAUUCGUCUGGUAUAUUUUGUUGUCAAAACGCCAACCAAAAUAUGACAAAAAUUACCUUUUAGUGUGGCUUCAAAUGAGCUCUUCCCGCAGAAAAUUAAACAAACACACUAAUUUAAUCCGGUUUGCUUUAAGAUUACCCCGCGGUUGGAAACAAAUCAGGUUUAAGCGGAGGAGAAAGAAGCGAACUUUCCCAAAGGCCGAACUCUCCCCUCCCCUCUCCUCGUUUUGAUAAUUUUCUAUCAGUUUUGAAGAUAUUUUGGCCAAAAGUUGGGAUAAUUGGGUUUCAUUAUUUGUGUAUUACCUCUGCACCAAAAUAAUGCUUAUGAGCGUGAGAGGAAAGACGAUUUAGGGGCCGCUUUAAAAUGAUCUUACACAAAGCUUCAAUAAAUUCUAGGACUCGAUUUGUCCGAGAUCAUUACAACAGAUUUUGAUCUUUUGCCAUGGCAGUUGAUCUACCCUUUUUAGAUAAUCAACCAUGACUCAAAAGCUUGAUUUGAUCACAUUUCCACCCAAACUACCCGAGGGUCAAUACAAUUAAGACGCUUAUCGUGAUGUAACACCAAAUUCUCAAGAGUAUCUGUCGAAGAAAUAUACAGUUCUGAGUAAGGAGAGUCAACUUUUUGAUCACCAAAGGGUAGAGGGCUGCCAUUAGUUUCAUUUUGGCGUUCGUAAUUUCCUAGUACGUUCAUUGACUGAAUGACUGGAGGGGGGGGGGUACUUGGGUCAAUUUUUGCUUAGAAACCCAUUGUAAUCUAUUCUGUGGCCAAUUGUAGACCCCAUCUUGGUCAAUUUUAGGCAAAUGUAAUUUUCGCGAUCUCAACUUUCUGUUAUGUUUCUACCCUUUACCAGAACUUCCUUAUCCCAAAAAUUACGAAAGUGUGCGACCUUUUUAGUAACUGCAUUGAAAAUGUAAUCCCUUCACAGUCAAUCCAGUCGUGAAAUGCGACCCCAAUUAGCCUCAGGAAUUAAGAAGUUCCCUCCCCCCGGGAGAGCUGUGCAACUGGCGAGCGUUACCAUUUUCAUUCACAGAUUUUCGAAGUUUAUGAACCUUUACGAUUUCGCAACCUCACAAACGUUGCAAAGAUAGAAGUCUUGAAAUCAUUUCUCUCCUGCAACUUCGCUUCAAGUCCUCUAUGGCAAAAAGACUAUUUUCCACCUUUCUGGUACUUGAAACAGAAGUAUUAUUUCGUUACUCCAAGUCAACACCUGGCGUGCCUAAAAUACAGAAGUGGAAGUACACGCUGUUUCCCUGCGGAGCAGAUGUUUACAAAAUUUAUCGAUAAGUGCAGAUACAGCUAUGACAGCACUGUGCUUAAGGAGCUUACUGAACGGUUACCAGACACCAGUUUGUCAAGUCUAAUACCGGAAAUUAUUGACCGCUCAUUAAGUACAGAUGUCAGACUAUUGCACGUUGUGCGUGAUCCUAGAGGAAGUAUUAACUCGAGGAUUAAACUUAAGUGGAUGCCAGAUUACGAACAUCCACAAUUUAAGAAAAAGGUUCAAGACUACUGUAAUGGGAUUCUCCAAAACAUCGAGUUUGGUUUACAACUUAACGAAUCUCUCCAACAGAGAUAUAAACUUAUCUUCUACAAGGAUAUAGCCACCCGGCCGGUUGAAUCGGCGAGAGAAGUCUUCAAGUUCGCGGGAUUAAGGUUAUCAGACAAAACAUUAAGCUGGAUCGAAAACAGGACAAGUCCAACUAAAAUGGAUUCGAGAAGGCAGUUUAAGAAUCCGUACUCGCUAGUAAGGGAUUCUAAGGCGAAUAUCGAAAAAUGGCGGAGAGAGUCGCCACCGGAACGAACUCUGAUUAUAGAGAGAAUUUGUAAACCGUUGAUUGAACUUAUGGAGAAAAUCAGUAUCGAAAGAGAAUAUUUUUUGAUAUAG